Fusarium fujikuroi IMI 58289 is the source of this 1350-nucleotide messenger RNA. RefSeq lists its product as uncharacterized. The record is from RefSeq and is a predicted model, not a curated record. NCBI's taxonomy places the organism in Eukaryota, Fungi, Ascomycota, Sordariomycetes, Hypocreales, Nectriaceae. Bases 1 to 1350 code for a protein of 449 amino acids. The transcript has 3 exons.
AUGGACAGCCUUUCCAAUAACGUCUCCAAUAUUCAGCACUCACUUCAGUCCGCCAAGGAGCGACUCAGUUCUCUUGAUGCCACUUCAAAGAAUACUGUCGCUGCAGAGGUCGCCGCUGUUCGCUCCUCUCUUCACACCAGUCUGGGAAAAGCUCAGCAUGCUAAAUUACAGAUGAGUUCAUUCCUAUUAUUACUUGAAAAUGUUGAAGAUCCAACGACCGUCAACAUGGCCCCUCAAAUUUCUUGGCUGGCUCGAUCUCUCGAUGGCGUUACUGCUUCUAUCACCCAAGCUGAGGCAUCGGCAGAUAGCGCGCUACAGUCCACCAUGGACUGCUGCUACCAGGUGAUGGAUGUCGGACGAGAUGUUGAGGCCCAGGAUGAUCUGCUAGAUGAAUGCCAGUCGCAAGCAAAAGAACUCGCUAGCCAGGCAGAGAGUUCUCUGACCUCGAGCGAAGCAAUUCUGGCGCAGACACAAAGGGAUGCUAGCGCCAAAGAAGAGGAGAUUCGUAUCAAGACUCGCCAGGCGAAUGAGAAGAGGACUAGGAAGACAGAGCUUGAUCGUGAGAUAUCUCAAAAGAACGGGCAAAUUGCAGAGACACACAGGCGACGUGAGAGCAAGAAGGAAUCGGCAGGCGUAGGACUGAUUUUGACCGGAAUCGGCCUUAUGGCUGCACCUUUCACUGCAGGGGCAUCAUUGGGACUAGCAGCAGCCGGUGCCGGAUUUGCUGGUUACAAGGGCGUUCGUGUAUCGGACCUCAAGGACGAGAUUGUCGCCCUUCGAUCCAGGGUAUCCACGUUGAAUGGAGAGAUAUCCCAAGAUCAGCAAGUAAUCUCAAGCCUCGAGACUGAGCAGCGCAACUUGCAAAACCUAGUCUCGCAGUACCAGCGCGAUAUUUCAUCCCGUCGAUCAACGCAUCAACUCUACCAAAAGCAAAUCUCAGAGGCUAACCGGGUAGAGAACGACAUCACAACGCUCAAGGGUGUUGCAGAAGCUACCAUCUCCAACAUCAACGACGUCAACUCCGAAUUGCAGGAUGUAAAAGAGUGUCUGGAUGAAUGCAGCUCUCUCUUGCAGGCCAAAUCAGUUGACUUGUCGACCUCGGCGACCUCUAUUGAUUGGAUCAUUGGUGCGGUCGGUAGGUGCACUAGAAAGUUCCGUGCAAAGGAGUUUGAGAGGCAGAUAACGCUUAUGCAGCAGGUUGCUGAGGUGCUUGAGAAGAUUGAACAGGAAGGCCAACUACUAUUGUCGAGCCAAAAUAUGGCUUUCCUAGAUGCCAAGCCUUGGGAUGACGUGAAAAACCCAAUCGUGGAGGAACAUGAGACAAUUCCUGAAUUGAUUUAUAUUAGGUAG